GUACAUGUAGUGCAUCAAGAAACUGGAGGACGGCACCAUGGUGGAUGCUGGACGGGAGGAGCCAGUACACCUGUGCAAGAGUGGAGGGGAGGAGCCGAUACACCUGUGCAUGACUGAAGGGGAGGAGCCGGUACACCUGUGCAAGACUGGAGGGGAGGAGCCGGUACACCUGCGCAAGACUGGAGGGGGAGGAGCCGGUACACCUGCGCAAGACUGGAGGGGAGGAGCCGGUACACCUGCGCAAGACUGGAAGGGAGGAGCCGGUACACCUGCGCAAGACUGGAGGGGAGGAGCCGGUACACCUGCGCAAGACUGGAGGGGAGGGGCCGGUACACCUGCGCAAGACUGGAGGGGAGGGGCCGGUACACCUGCGCAAGACUGGAGGGGAGGGGCCGGUACACCUGCGCAAGACUGGAGGGGAGGGGCCGGUACACCUGCGCAAGACUGGAGGGGAGGGGCCGGUACACCUGCGCAAGACUGGAGGGGAGGGGCCGGUACACCUGCGCAAGACUGAAGGGGAGGGGACGGAACACCUGUGCAAGACUGGAGGGGAGGAGACGGAACACCUGUGCAAGACU
Staurois parvus is the source of this 578-nucleotide messenger RNA. NCBI's taxonomy places the organism in Eukaryota, Metazoa, Chordata, Amphibia, Anura, Ranidae. The record is from the annotation of a GenBank genome assembly.